AUGUAUUUAACAUUAUUAAAUCAAUAUUCAUGUGAACUACAAGCAGUUAUUUUAUUGUCCAUAUGCUUAGGAACAUUUUUUAUAGGAGCAUUAUUAAUCUAUUUAGUUACACUAUCUCAAAGAAGACGAAAAAAAGGAAAUGUAGAUGAAGAAAAUCUUCGAAAAUUGUUACGAUUUAAGAAUUCAUUAUGGUUGUUAAAAUCUGCUAAAGCUACAUUAGCUGGAAAAAAUGCAUUUGGAAGAUUUCUGAUACUAUCAAGAACUUUAUCAGGUUUACUUUGUAUGUGCAUAUACUUAUGGAAUGCACAUCAGAUUUUAUCAGAAAAUACUUUCUGUAUCGCUUUCACAGAACAAUGGAGAUUCUAUGUAGAAAUGAGCUGUAAUUGUAUCUUUCUCAUCAUGUUUAUUUUACGAGCUAUCGCAUCUAAUGAUUUAUUCACAACAUGGAUGUCACUGUACUCUCUGAUUGAUCAUUGCACUAUACUCUCAACUUUUUCAACAUUUGUUACGGGACGUUAUCAUUUCAUGCUUGGAUUUCUGUAUUUCGCUAGACUGACAAAAAUUCCUGAAUCAUUAGUAUUAUUAAGAAUUAUAAAUCAUGAACGUUCUAUACGUAUAGUAGAUUUAAUAUUUAAACUCUUGGCUGCAUGGACUGUUAUAGCUGGUAUUGCAUUUGUUCUUGAACACGUAGGUAAUUUUUGGACCACAGAAGCUAACAAUCAAAAACUUGAAUAUUUGGAUUGCCUAUACAUGAUCCUUGUAACAUUGGCUACCGUUGGUUAUGGAGAUAUUGUAUGUACAAGUUACUUAGGUCGUAUUUUCAUUAUAUUCGUUAUUAUUGGAACACUUGUAUCAGUAACAACACAUAUGUCAGAACUUAGUGAAUUAUUUAAACAACAUAACCAAUAUAACAAAGCGAUUUAUAUGGAACACAAUCCAAGGCACAUAGUUGUAUGUGGAUCAAUAAACUACCAUACACUUUCAAUAUUUUUUGAUGAAUAUGUGAAUGCCGAUCAAGGCCAUUAUGAUGAAAACAUGAUGAUUGUCAUCCUGUCAGAGAUCGAUCCUGAUAUUAGUCUAACGGCGUUACUUCAGAGAGAAAGCACUACAAUGAGAUUUUUGAAAGGAUCUGUGACAUUACCAGAAGAUUUGGAAAGAGCUAAAGUGAGAACUGCUGAGGCUGUGAUUAUUCUUUCUGAUAAAUGUAGUCAAACCCCUGUUGAAGAUGACUGGAAAAAUUUAAUGUGUGUUGUUUCCAUAAAAAAUCUGUAUCCAAAUAUUCGAAUAAUUUGUGAACUUAUGUUAAUUGAAAGUAAGGUGUGGAUCUCAAAUAUACCUGGGUGGAAGGAACAUGAAAGUGAUCAAUUUGAUAGAGCUAUUUGUUUAACACAGAUGAAACUUGGCUUACUGGCAUUGAAUUGUGUUUCAAAUGGGAUAUCAACUCUGUUAUGUAAUUUUAUAAUGCGUGAUUCAGUACCAACAGCCGCAGUUAGGAAAACUUUACCUCGUUGGAUAAAUGAAUAUUUUCAAGGUACAAAAUAUAAAUUAUAUACAGUAAAAUUAUCUCAUGCUUUCGAUGGGAUGAUAUUUCAACAAUUAGUUGGCUUUGCCAUGGAAUUUUGGGGUUUACUUUUGUUAGCUGUACAAGUUUAUACCAAUAAUGAUAAGAAAACUCAAAUGAUUAUCAAUCCAGGAGUACGGGUACGAAUUAAUACCCAUCGAAUGCGUGCAGUUGUUUUGGCUAAAAAUUUAAUCGAAGCACAACGCUUGAGGACUUUCUCAAUUGAUGGUCAAAUAAUGUUUGAUAAUUAUGGCCAAUUAAUAUUUUCGUCACUUAGUCGAAAUCAGGAUAAUAUAUGCGAGCAGUCAAAUACACUUUCCCCAAUUGCAAAUAGUUUUGUUAAAACAAUUCAAAUGUGUUUUAGAUUUCUUCGACAAUCAAUUGUAACUUACUGUAAUAUGAAGAAGGCCAAAGUAUUAAAAAAAGUCCCUACAUGUGCAAGUAGUUUUUCGAUGAAUUCUUAUUAUCGUUAUCCGUAUCCAGAUAGUACAAUAACUGAUUUAGCGCAACUACAAAGACUGAAUGUAAUCGAUUUGCAGUGUGAUAGUACCGGUUUAUUUUAUUGGGUAACUGAGAGAAAAUUUUCAAAUAUAUGUUUGACGAUGAAAGAAAUGAUUCGCUGUCAGUUUGAAAAUCAUAUCAUUGUAUGCAUCAUGAAACAACCUAAAGAAAUAAAAUCAGGUCUAGCUAGUUUUGUACUUCCACUCAGAUCAACUUCGAUACCGGUCGAAGAAUUGAAACCAAUAAUUAUUUUGUGUGAAGCUAAAGUUAUUGAAAAUGAAUGGCGAUCUCUGAAAAAUCUCCCAAAUAUCUAUGUCUUUUCAGGAUCACCAUUAAACAGAGCUAAUCUUCGAGCUGCCGGUGUUGAAAGAUGUUCUACUUGUGUUGUACUUUCAUGCUCAUUUGAUAUUUCUGGAAAGCCAUCAUUAAUGAUAGAUAAAGAAAGUAUCCUAUGUACUUUGAAUAUUCGUCAAUUGUUAGCUGAUGCACAUAAAACAAAUAUUUUAAAUAUGACUGAACACAAUCAUCCUAUGCUUGUAACUGAGCUUUAUGAUGUAACCAAUGCAAGCCUUCUAUCAACUAAAUCAAAAUAUGGAAGUACUUACUUCAAUCCAUUAAUUGCCUCAGGAAAUAUUUUCGAAUCUAAUGUCUUGCAUAGUCUUUCAUCAAAUGUACUAUUCGAUCCAACUGUAAUAACAUUUAUUGAGACAAUUUUAGGCGGUGGACCAGGUCAUGAAGUAGAAAAGGUAUUUGCUAUAGAUAGUGGUUUCUUUCCAGGCUUAAAGGGACAACCAGUCAGUACUUUGACAUUUCCAGGUUAUCUAACUGGUAAUAUACCAAGUCAAGUUGAUGAUAAAAACGAAAGUAAUCGAUUAUAUUCCAGUGAAGUACAAAAUACUUUGUCAACUACUGGUUCUAUCUCUGAUUUUCUGAAUAAUGAACACAAUAAAUCAUUUUUAAAGAAGAACUGUUUAAGCGGAAAUAUAUCCCAGUUUGAUGGACAAACAAGAUCACGUCAAUCAAGUGACUGCUAUGUAGAAGAACUUUUGAAAGAGAAGACAGAUUCUAGCUAUAUAACAGCAGAUAAUGAACAAAUAAAUGUAAAAAGUUUUUUAAGCUAUAAAACUGAAACAGGCGAAGCGAUUGCUGUUCGGCUGUCCCAACUUCGUUUAAUACCCCUUAUGGAAUUGGAUAAAGAACUUCAUCAUCUAGCUUCGCAGAAAAUUCUGACUUUCAGUCAGUUAUUUCAUGCUGAGUUGGCAAGUACCGGAACAAUAUCAAUCGGCCUUUAUCGAAGUGUUGAAGCUAGCAAUAAUAUGGAUGAAUGUUUGUCAUGUAAAAACAUAUACCUUGAAGCAAGUGGAAAAAUCGAAAGAUUUGUUUACACAUUACCAGAACCUACAACUCCAAUAUACCCAAAUGAUAUGGUUUACUGCCUUACAGCGAUGACUGAAAACCCAAUGGUGGGGUAG
Messenger RNA from Schistosoma intercalatum, 3534 nucleotides. NCBI's taxonomy places the organism in Eukaryota, Metazoa, Platyhelminthes, Trematoda, Strigeidida, Schistosomatidae. The record is from the annotation of a GenBank genome assembly.